GAAAAAACGAGUUUGAAUUGGUUGUUUUGAGUCUGAACAUUCUUACCGGGAGAAAACAAAAACAUCAACGUGCUGAAAUCACGUCCAGAUAUUUCACCACCACGUCCAUGUCGUACAACUCCUUCUCCACCAAUUCAUCUUCUUCUCAGUUCAUUUCGUCCAGAGCAAACCAGAUCAAUACUCGAUUCAUGGAUCCCAAAACCCUAAUUCGGCACAACGAAUACCUCAAAACAAUCCCAAUAAACCCUAAAUUCAACCCAUUACCGACAUUUUUGUCACCUACGCAAUGCCGCUACAGCUCGCGCAUUCAGUUGGGUCUUAGAUCGUCUCAUUAUCCAUUAUUUGGAAAAACUCGGUACGCGAACCGGUUUCUUACUCAUGCUAACGCUAGCAGACGCGUUUCGGAUGAAGGAGAUGAGUCAGGGUAUAGGAACGGCCGGAGUUUUGCCGCAGUUUCGUCUUUUGGUGAUAGUGGAGAAGACGAAGAAGAAAUUUCGAGUAAGACGUCGGUGAUAGAGAAGGAUUUGGCGGUGAAUGAGAGUAUUUGGGAUCAAUUGGUGGAGAUUCUCAAGUUUUCGGGGCCAGCUGCAGGGCUCUGGUUGUGUGGACCGUUGAUGAGUCUGAUUGAUACUGCUGUGAUCGGUCAGUCGAGUUCCGUUGAACUCGCUGCUUUAGGGCCAGGUACAGUGCUCUGUGAUUAUAUGAGUUACGGAUUCAUGUUUCUUUCUGUAGCCACCUCAAAUAUGGUGGCCACUUCACUUGCUAAACAGGAUAAAUCGGAAGUGCAGCAUCAGAUAUCAACUUUGCUUUUUGUUGGAUUGACAUGUGGUAUACUGAUGCUUUUCUUUACAAGAUUCCGUGGAGAAUGGGCACUUAGUGCUUUUUCUGGAGCCAAGAACGCACAUAUGUUAUCAGCAGCAAACACAUACGUACAGAUUCGAGGCUUAGCAUGGCCUGCAGUUCUUGUUGGGUGGGUUGCUCAGAGUGCAAGUCUUGGCAUGAAAGAUUCAUGGGGACCUUUAAAAGCUCUAGCAGUUGCAAGUGUCAUCAAUGGUGUUGGUGAUGUAAUCCUCUGCUUAUACUUAGGCUAUGGUAUUGCUGGAGCAGCAUGGGCAACAAUGGUCUCACAGGUUGUUGCAGGAUUUAUGAUGAUUGAAGCUCUGAAAGACAAAGGGUUUAAUGGGUAUGCCAUUACUGUCCCUUCAUCUACUGAACUCCUACAAAUAUUCAAACUUGCUGCUCCUGUUUUUAUAAUGAUGAUGUCAAAGGUCGCAUUUUAUUCUUUACUUGUCUACUUUGCUACAUCAAUGGGAACACAAACUGUUGCUGCACAUCAGGUCCUUGUCCAAGUUUACUGCAUGUUUGCAGUAGGGGGUGAGCCUCUUUCACAAACUGCACAAUCGUUUAUGCCAGAGCUUAUUUAUGGCGCUAAAAGAAGUCUCUCAAAGGCACGAAUGCUGUUGAAGUCAUUGGUGAUUAUUGGUGCAUCAUGUGGAUUAAUAUUAGGUGCUGCUGGAACAAUUGUUCCCUGGUUAUUCCCCCAGAUUUUUUCACCUGAUCCUCAUGUCAUAAAGGAGAUGCACAAAGUUCUACUUCCAUACUUCAUUGCUUUGUCUGUGACAACAAGUACUCAUAGCCUUGAAGGAACAUUGUUGGCUGGACGCGAUUUGAGAUUUAUUAGUUUUUCAAUGAGCACUAUAUUUUGUCUGGGUGCUCUUCUUCUCAUGUUUUUAAGCAAUUCAGGAUAUGGUUUGCCUGGAUGCUGGUGGACAUUAGCAUUGUUCCAAUGGUCUCGAUUCACUAUUGCUCUCCUACGACUUGUCUCCCCAAAUGGGAUUCUAUACUCUGAGGACAUGAGUCGUUAUGAACUUGGGAAUCGCCGAGUCUUCCUUCAACAUCUUCAGGUUUAUUUCUUUGAGAGUUAG
Lactuca virosa is the source of this 1925-nucleotide messenger RNA. NCBI's taxonomy places the organism in Eukaryota, Viridiplantae, Streptophyta, Magnoliopsida, Asterales, Asteraceae. The record is from the annotation of a GenBank genome assembly.